Emys orbicularis (European pond turtle) is the source of this 501-nucleotide messenger RNA. RefSeq names its product chromosome 3 C2orf50 homolog (gene CIMIP5). Bases 1 to 501 code for a protein of 166 amino acids. The transcript is spliced from 3 exons. The record is from RefSeq and is a predicted model, not a curated record. NCBI's taxonomy places the organism in Eukaryota, Metazoa, Chordata, Testudines, Emydidae.
AUGGGAAGCAGAUCAACUGGAUUCAGGAGAACCACCUCUGCCGGGUACCGGUUACCAGCAGCCAGACCUUUGGUGAAACUCGCCUCAUCCUCAUCUCCUUCUCUCAGCACCACCCAGCAUGGGAAAGCUCUGCCUGCCAGUCGGGUCUUAGCACAACAGGCAGCCCGGGCCCGGGAGGAGGAGCAGGCAGCACUGCAGAGGGACCCGGUUCGGCAGGACAAGAUCUGGAGGGAGUUUAUGGAUGCUGAGUGGAGGGGAAGAAAAUAUUGGUACCAGAAUUGGGGUUUCAUGAAGGACUAUGAUCCAAUGGGUAAGAAAAAGGAGCAGGAGCAACUGCCCGAGUAUAUGCCUGUGUUCUCAGACAAAAUUCCCAACACCACCAACCAGACUAUCGGCAGUAGAAUGAACACUGAAAUUGGCAAAACUCUAGUAAAUAUGGAUUACUUCCUCAGCCGUGGAAGACAAAAGAAGAAACUUGAGCAUGAGUUCCAGCCCUCCUAG